Messenger RNA from Dromaius novaehollandiae (emu), 1440 nucleotides. RefSeq names its product zinc finger matrin-type 2 (gene ZMAT2). Gene Ontology annotation, molecular function: nucleic acid binding; zinc ion binding. Lineage: Eukaryota; Metazoa; Chordata; Aves; Casuariiformes; Dromaiidae. The record is from RefSeq and is a predicted model, not a curated record. Bases 140 to 739 code for a protein of 199 amino acids. Gene Ontology annotation, cellular component: U4/U6 x U5 tri-snRNP complex; spliceosomal complex. The transcript has 6 exons. Gene Ontology annotation, biological process: mRNA splicing, via spliceosome.
ACCCUUCCCGCGCCGCUUCCCCGUGGCGCUCUAGGCCAAAGCGGCGGGGCCUCGGUGGUAGUUGGGCGGACUGCCUCGCUUUACGACCCGGGGGGCAGAGCGCGACAGUUUCCGUUCCCUUAUCGCCUGCAUCCUCAACAUGGCGUCGGGCAGUGGGACUAAGAACUUGGACUUCCGCCGAAAGUGGGACAAAGAUGAAUAUGAGAAACUUGCAGAGAAGCGGCUCACAGAAGAGAGAGAAAAGAAAGAUGGCAAACCAGCUCAGCCUGUCAAAAGGGAACUCCUGCGGCACCGAGACUAUAAGGUGGACCUGGAAUCAAAGCUGGGGAAGACCAUCGUCAUCACCAAAACUACCCCUCAGUCAGAGAUGGGAGGGUAUUACUGUAACGUGUGCGACUGUGUGGUGAAAGACUCCAUUAACUUCUUGGAUCACAUCAAUGGCAAAAAACACCAGAGGAAUCUGGGCAUGUCCAUGAGGGUGGAACGUUCCACACUGGACCAGGUGAAAAAACGCUUUGAGGUGAAUAAGAAGAAGAUGGAGGAGAAGCAGAAGGACUAUGAUUUUGAGGAGAGGAUGAAGGAGCUCCGUGAGGAGGAGGAAAAGGCCAAAGCCUACAAAAAGGAGAAGCAGAGAGAGAAGAAAAGGAGGGCAGAGGAAGACUUGACAUUUGAAGAGGACGAUGAAAUGGCAGCUGUGAUGGGUUUCUCUGGUUUUGGUUCAACCAAAAAGAAUCACUGAGCAGCUGUGGACUCUCCUCUUUCCUGAAACAGAUUGUUUUUACCAGGGGAUUCUGGAUGACUCUUUAAAGACUUGAUUGAGGACUUGUAUGUAAAUCUCCCAGUAGAAGCUGGCUGGAGGAAUUGAAAACUGAUUCCACGCUCUACCUGUGCUGCAGAACAAGCUCCACCUGUCAUUAGCUUCUCAUUUCCUUCUGUGUCCUAGAUCUGGCUACUCAUCACUGUGCUCUGGCCUUGUGUGUGCAGAGAAAUAUUCAGCUGGGUAUGUUUUUGUGUCAAUAAAGUACUACAGUUCUGUACAGACAGCAUCACUCAGAAUUAUUCUAGUUGUCAAAUGGACGUUGUUUUGGAGCUGUGCGUUCGAGAUGCAGAGAGUGAUUCAGUUUCUUUUCAGAUCAUGUAACUGAAGGAAAUGUGCCACAGUGAGUGGUGCUGAUUUGUAUAGCCUGAAUCUUUAUGGCUUGUGCUGAGCAGAGCUGGUGGCUGCUUGGAGUCUGGGUUGCCGAAACUUUCCUGUGUAUUUUAUCAGUAAGGGAUUUGACUGUUUUACUUUCCUGUUUUUUCCUUGCGUUUCAUGGCAUAAGUAUGGUGUCUUUAAUCCAAGGGAGAAGUUCCUCCUCAGGAUUGAUCUAGGAUAGAGCAAAUGGCAGAAAAGUGUGUGCAAUUUGCCAAAAAUAAAUAAAUUGAUAGUUUUAAUUGGUC